AUGGAUUUCCUCAAAUCAGCCGUAGCGUCCGCCAUCGCAAAAGGCACAGGGCAACCUUUCUCUCUUGGCGAUAGAGUGGACAUCGGCGACUCAGUUUGGGCACUGCACAACGGCACGAAACGGGAUGACGGUUCCUCCUGCAGUGUGUUCUCUUUCGAUAUCAACGCGAACAAGUCGCGCCUACCGCUAGCAAAAAAUGCUGCCCGCAAGUUCAGGACGCUACGGCACCCCGGUGUGAUCAAGGUCUUGGAUACCAUUGAGACGGAAACGAACCUGUAUAUUGUUACCGAACGAGUCGUGCCACUUUCCUGGCCCGUGAAACGGAGGAGUUUGAACGAAGAGACCGCAAAAUGGGGGUUGUAUACUGUCGCGUCUACUCUCAAGUUUAUCAAUGAGGACGCCUCCUCCGUUCACGGCGCCGUACGCGCAUCAUCGGUUUUCACAAGCGAGAGCGGCGAAUGGAAGCUCGGAGGAUUUGAAAUUCUGAGCUCCAUGAAGGAGGAUGAUGCUAUUAUAUAUACAUACGGAAGCAUUAUGCCCGAUGCUGCACGCUUCACUCCCCCGGAGGUUGUGAGAGGUGGCUGGGAUACUAUUAAGAGCCACCCUCUCACAGCAGUUGACGCCUACGGGCUGGGAAUCUUAAUAUUCGAGGUCUUUAAUGGUAACUUUUCUGGCGGCGAUCAAGUUGGCAAGACGACAAACAUACCUCCAAGCAUGCAACAAAGCUAUAAGCGACUUUGCACUGCUAACCCGAAGCUACGCUUGAGCCCUGGUCAUUUUGUUGAACAGGGAAAGAAGCACGGUGGUUUCUUCCAGACGCCGCUUAUCCGCAUGACUGAGGAUAUCGACAGUUUAGGACUGAAGACCGAUGCUGAACGUGAAGAGUUUAUCAAUGAGCUUGAUGGCCUGUCCGAAGACUUCCCUGAAGACUUCUUUAAGAUGAAGUUGCUUCCAGAACUUCUCAAAUCCGUCGAGUUUGGAGGUGGUGGGCCCAAGGUCCUCAGUGCUACUUUGAAGAUUGGAUCCAAGUUGUCGGCAGAUGAGUUCAAUGCUAAAUUGACUCCUGUUGUUGUGCGCCUCUUCGGAAACCCUGACCGAGCUUUGCGAGUCUGUCUUCUGGACAACUUACCUUCCAUGAUUGACAACCUCCCUCAGAAGGUCGUCAAUGACAAAAUCUUUCCUCAGAUGACUUCCGGUUUCACCGACGUCGCUCCUGUGGUUCGUGAACAGACCGUCAAGGCUGUUCUUACCAUUAUUAACAAGCUCAAUGAUCGUAUUGUGAACGGAGAACUGCUGAAGUUCCUCGCACGCACAGCCAAUGAUGAGCAACCUGGCAUCCGCACGAAUACAACGAUUUGUCUUGGGCGGAUUGCUAAAAACCUGGGACAAAGUACUCGCUCCAAGGUACUUAUCGCAGCAUUCACGAGAUCUCUCAGGGAUCCCUUUGCGCACGCUCGGGUUGCAGGACUGCUUGCUUUAUCCGCGACAAUCGAUGUGUUCACAGAGGAUGACUGUGCUGCAAAGAUUCUCCCUGCCGUUUGUCCUUCACUUCUGGAUAAGGAAAAAUUGAUUCGAGACCAAGCAAACAAGACCCUUGACAUAUACAUCCAGCGAGUCCGAAAACAUGCCAACACUAUGGUCGACACCGUCAUCCCACCCACCGCACCAACAGAAGCGAAACCAGACGUCCGCGUCGCAACUCCCAACGAAAGCUCCUGGGCGGGCUGGGCCAUCUCAUCCUUCACAAACAAAGUCGCAGCUGCCAACGGCGAGAUGGAAUCAACAGCUAAUGGUAGCAAACCCGCCGACCCAGAAACAGCUCGCUCGGCAUCCGUCCCCCGCCCUGCUAAAUCCUCCCCAUCAACUCAGCUUGAUCUGCCAAGACAAGUUCUCCGCCCUACAGCUCAGCCCUUGAACAGAUCAAUGUCGGACCGCCCCGCCCCAGCAGUCCACUCACCUGAACCAGAAGACGAUGGCGACGACGUUUUCGAUGCUUGGGGAGCAAUGGACGACGAUGAGGCCGAAGAAGAUCCAUUCACUGCGGCUGUCACCUCUCCCAAACCCACAUCACCUGCUCCGACAUCAACAACAGCCUCGAAGGUCCCAUAUGACGAUGGAGGCGAGCCAGACUUUGCCGGCUGGCUAGCAGCAAAGAACCAAACAAAGGCUAAGAACCCCCUACCGAAGGGUCUGACCAAGGCUGCAUCUACCAACAAUGUUACUACACGAUCUUCGGCUGCAAGCACAGUCAAGCCACGCACUUUGGUUGCGCCUAAGAAGAUUGACACUAAGCCCAAAGACGAAGAGAUUGACGAUGACUGGGGUGAUGCGUGGGAUUGA
Molecule: messenger RNA, 2340 nt
Organism: Penicillium antarcticum
Lineage: Eukaryota; Fungi; Ascomycota; Eurotiomycetes; Eurotiales; Aspergillaceae
Product: COPI-interacting protein CEX1
Exons: 9
Coding region: 1-2340 (779 amino acids)
Biological process (GO): protein phosphorylation; tRNA export from nucleus
Cellular component (GO): cytoplasm
Molecular function (GO): protein kinase activity; ATP binding
Source: RefSeq, a predicted model, not a curated record